Dinoponera quadriceps is the source of this 1563-nucleotide messenger RNA. It is a transcript of the gene Idh3b, whose product is annotated as isocitrate dehydrogenase [NAD] subunit beta, mitochondrial. Gene Ontology annotation, cellular component: mitochondrion. The coding region runs from base 64 to 1188 and encodes 374 amino acids. The transcript is spliced from 6 exons. Gene Ontology annotation, molecular function: oxidoreductase activity, acting on the CH-OH group of donors, NAD or NADP as acceptor; NAD binding; magnesium ion binding. The record is from RefSeq and is a predicted model, not a curated record. NCBI's taxonomy places the organism in Eukaryota, Metazoa, Arthropoda, Insecta, Hymenoptera, Formicidae. Gene Ontology annotation, biological process: isocitrate metabolic process; tricarboxylic acid cycle.
GCAGCCGACUGCACGAAUGCGAAUGAGAUAACCAUCAAUAAAACUACAUUACUCUUAUGCAAAAUGGCUUUAUUCGCGAGAAACAUCUGCAAAGCGCUCUCUCAGGCCACUCAAAAGAACACAGUCAGGACGUUGUACAUAGGAACAGUGCGGCAACAAGAAUCAACAGUCGAGCAAGAAGGAAAGUUAAAAUGUACUCUAAUACCCGGAGAUGGUGUUGGACCAGAACUGGUGGUUGCAGUUCAGAAUGUAUUCAAAGCUGCAGAUGUCCCGGUUGACUUUGAACCUUAUUUCCUGUCUGAAGUAAAUCCAACUCUCAGCGCUCCUCUGGAUCAGGUCUCCAACAGUAUUGCCAGGAAUCGAGUUUGUUUAAAGGGUAUCUUAGCUACACCGGAUCACUCACACACGGGAGAAUUGCAGACUCUGAACAUGAAAUUACGCAAGAGCUUGGAUCUGUAUUCCAACGUGGUGCACGUUAAGUCUCUGCCGGGUGUCAGGUCGCGCCAUCAAAACGUAGACUGUGUGAUCAUCAGAGAACAAACGGAAGGGGAGUAUUCCGCGUUGGAGCAUGAGUCUGUCAAGGGUGUGGUUGAAUGCCUGAAAAUCGUAACUGCUGCCAAGAGCCAAAGAAUCGCGAAAUUCGCUUUCGAUUAUGCGGUGAAGAAUAACCGCAAGAAGGUCACGUGUGUUCACAAAGCCAACAUAAUGAAGCUAGGCGACGGACUUUUUCUCAAGUCGUGCCAAGAGAUCGCCAAGAUGUAUCCUAGGAUCACGUUUGAAACGAUGAUCGUCGACAAUUGCACUAUGCAGAUGGUCUCGAAUCCGCACCAGUUCGACGUUAUGGUAAUGCCAAACCUGUAUGGCAACAUCGUAGAUAAUCUUGCAUCCGGCUUGGUCGGCGGCGCCGGAGUUGUCGCAGGCGCCAGUUACAGCGCCGAAUGUGUCGUCUUCGAACCGGGUGCAAGGCACACGUAUUCCGAGGCGGUGGGCAAAAAUGUCGCGAAUCCAACGGCGAUGUUUCUGUGCGCUGUGAAGCUACUCAAUCAUGUGAAUCUUAAACAUUACGGCGAGCAGAUCCGGGAGGCGUUGAAUCGCGUGUUGAACGAUGGGAAGGUGCUCACGAAGGAUUUGGGCGGGCAAAGCUCGACGACGGAAUUCACCGCCGCCGUAAUAAACAGCCUGCGUUAACGAUAAGGCAUCUUACCGUGCAAUAUAUAGGGACGGGUCCUACCGUCUGAUCUAACCGUUUAAACUCUUCCCGACAUAUCGUUCGUUCGGAUUAUUUUCAAGUAACAUCGAUGAAUUUUCUCUCGUAGUGCUACACCCGUUAUAGGGUAUACCUAAUUUGAAUUGCAUUGUAAGUUCAUGAAGAAAUGUAAUCCUAGGAAUUCAUUGUAGCCCCGUAAUCUCUUACAACGAUGACAUUGUACGCUCUGUAAAUGAAGGAGGGAAAAAUAUCACCGGUCGCAGUAUACGGAGUGCAUGAAUUAGUUGUUUAAUAGCGUGAUAUUGCGCUGUGCUGUGCGCGAAACAUGUAUAUAUAAUAAACUGCACUACCUCGUA